This is a messenger RNA of Ylistrum balloti, 1814 nucleotides long. RefSeq lists its product as uncharacterized. The coding region runs from base 103 to 1800 and encodes 565 amino acids. The record is from RefSeq and is a predicted model, not a curated record. The transcript has 2 exons. Lineage: Eukaryota; Metazoa; Mollusca; Bivalvia; Pectinida; Pectinidae.
UGUACCGAUCUUUGAUUAGAACACGUGAUAAUGGUGUACAAACUGUAAGUACAACAAUAACAUAUAUGUGUAUCGUCCUGUGUGGAAAGAAGUGCUAGCGUAAUGGCCGAAUCUUCUCUUGCUAAUGUUUUACAAACUAUGGUCUACCCUACCACUAUCCGAAUCGCUAGUGGUAGUCUUACGGCCGAUGAAGGGAAACGCUUCAGGCAAUCUAACAUUCUAACCUUGUAUGGACGGGGACUACAUGUCUACGUGCCUCCUUCCUUAAAUGCUGAACUGAGGAUUAGGUGCAAGAACGAGGAUAUAACCGAGCGAACGAGACGGAGAUCUUCUGAUACCCAGGAUGACGAGUAUGUCAAUGCUGAAAAUCUAUUUACUAAAACCAUAUUCAUCUCCGAACAAACAAGCUUACAAGACAGCCAGUUCACAGGAAAGGUCUACAGAAAUGUUGCUGACCUUUUAACUGAUUUACCUUUGUCAGUGAAAGCAAAUAAAUCCUUUUUCGCAUGUGCUGAUGAAAGCAAUCCAAAUGAGAUCAGACGGAUUACUGAAGGUGAAGUAAUUACCAUCGAUCGUUGUACCGAUAGAGCACAUCAGAACAUUCUCCGGGGCAAAGUAAAUGGCAAAGGAAUUUCAAUACAACUCUCAAACUCGUCCAUAGAUGUCACUGCUUUGCCAAAUCCCGCCGCAGAUUUCAAAAUGAGAUCAGCUGCUGAUGUGAUGAGCAUGGAAUUCACACAUCCAACGGAAAUGGCAUUUCAAGAUGAAGAUAUACAACAAACAUAUCAAAUAGAAGUAGGAUUCAACGUGAUACCACUAGAGAAACGACCCAUGCUUUCUGUGUGUUGUUCAGAACAUAACGAUGUAGGUGGUAUCCAAAAACUUGACAAUGACAUGUUGAAGAUAGAAAACAUCUGGUGUUUUAACUUUAGCGAAGAGGCUUUAAAAAAAGUGACGGCUGAAGUCCUCAAGACACAUUCUGAAUCCUUCUUUGAGCUUGCCUUUGGCAAAAUCGUUGGCACUGAUGAUAAUGGUUUCAGCUUAUAUAACCUCUAUGGAAAAGAAAAUACCUCCGAAUAUCUCGAACCGAAGCUACGUCACAAGCAGUCGAAGAAAGUUAAUCAUGAUAUCAAAUUACCAACGCCGUUCCCAACAAGUAUUAAGGCACCCCGUGUUCCGAGUAGGAUAAGGAAAAGCAAAACGCUGGACAGCCUCCCUUUAGCACCACCACCGCCAAUACCUAAGAAAGCGCCGACACCUCCUCCGCGCACUCAACAUGAACAACCUUCCUCUCCGUACAAAGAAACCGAAUUCCAACUGAAGUCGCCGACCUUUUCACAAAUUAAAUUCAAUGAACAAGAUACGUGUUCAGACAAUGCACAGGAGAAACUUGAUCAGUCAAAAUUAGUCAGGAGUGAUGAACCAAAUGCAGAUGUGCCAUCUGCCAUAGCGGUGUCAGAUCUGAGCGGUGCAAAUUCAACUGAUGAAAUUAAAAUCGAAAAGGAAAAGGGAAUGUCGUCACCAGCAGAUACAGAUUUAGCUGGUGAGACACCAUAUUGUAAACAACAGAGGGAGGAACAAGAUGUAGUGAAUAUAAAACUCCUGUCGAUUUCGGACAUUGCUAGUUUAUUUCGGAGUUAUAAACUUGAACGCAUGGCCACCGUCUGUGAGAAAGAAUUAGUUGAUGGAGUGAUACUGUUUCAUUUGGAACAGCAGGACUUAAAAGAAGAACCAUUUUGUCUUUCAGGGCUUGCCUUGACAAAGACAUGGUUGCUUAUUAAGGGACAUCGACCGAAAUAAGAGUACCAACAUAA